ACCAUUGAUGUGGUAGAAGUUGAACAACCAUCUCAAGCAGUCAGCAAACUACCAGAUGUUCACGAAACGGAAGUCACUCCUCUCCUUGGACGCAACCCCACAUCCCAAAACGGAGCAGCACUCGAUGAUGGCCGAUGCCAGAUGAGCUCUCGCACCAUUUUAAUCAUCAUAGGAGUAUUGAUAUUGAUUGUCCAGUGUGGCGAUCAAUUCUCGGACGCACCCUUGACAAGGGUUUUCGAAUCCAUUUACUGCUAUCAAUACUGGGAACGUGAAGACUCUACCAAAAUUCUGAUACCUAGAUCUGCUGUGGGACCUGGUGCACUUGGUGGUGUUGAAGAGCGAUGGUGUAAGGUGGCCGAGGUGCAAGGCCAAGUUGCGAUGCUGAAAGGUUACCAGCAGUUCCUCGAGUGCAUACCAAUUGGUAUUCUAGCGGACCGAUGGGGCAGGAAACCAAUUCUGGUGAUUGGUCUAUGUGCCUUCCCUCUCAAAAUCGCGUGGCAACUGUUUCGUCGAGCAAUCUUGUACUCGGUCCAUUAUGGACGCUUUGUUAACGUUCAGUCAGGUUGGUUUUGGCAAAGUUUCAACUUGCGAGUCUCUUGGUUCUCAGCGUUGCAUGCCCUUCUUUUUGGAGGUUCUCCAGUCUUAUCAGCUCUGUUCUUUGUCGUCAUCUCGGACAUCACCAACCAGGAUUCGAGGUCUGCCGUUCUCUUGCGCAUCUUCUCUGCCAACCUCACAGGUAAUCUUGUCUGUCCACCUUUGGUGUCUUGGAUUAUGACACGCAACCCUAUGGCAGCAGUGUUCUUCGGUAUAGGAUGCUUUUGCGCUGGAGUUCCAUUAUCCCUCUGGAUUCCGGAGACACUCGGAUAUCGGCAGGUCAUCAAACCAGAUGAAGAACGCAGCGACGAGGAAGAGUCACAAUCAACAUCAAAGUAUCAAGUCAAGAACUUCUUGGAACAAUGCUACAAGCCUCUGGGCGAAUCCACCGAGUACUUCCUGCACGACAAACGAGUCGCUAUCUUGAUCAUAACCUUCGUCCCAACCAUGUUGACGAUUACUAUUGUGCCUCUUCUUCUACAAUAUGCGAGUUCGCGAUAUGACAUGACUUUUGCCAGCGCAACACUGCUGUUGACAGUCAGAGCUGGAGUGACCAUCCUCAUGUUUUUAUGCAUGCAAUCUUGGGUCUAUCGCCUCCUCGCCGAUGCCGGUAUGAACGGACAANAGAGAGAUCUUUUUCUUGCUCGCGGGAGCGCUGGUCUAAUGCUUGUUGGCUGGAUCGCCAUAGGCCUCUCUCCCAAUGCCAUCUUCUUCACCGGAUCGCUGAUGGUUGCAACCAUAGGGNGUGGCUUCCCGGUCUACCUUCGCUCCUUCUUGACAGGUUUAGUCGAGCCGAACAGGGUUGCAGAGCUCUACACUAUCAUCGGUGUCGUCGACACUUUGGGUUUGAUGAUCGGGNGCCCUCUACUCGCUUGGCUUUUCGAGAGAGGCAUGCAACUCGGAGGUCUAUCUAUAGGUUUACCUUUUGUUGUGUUGGGUCUUAUCUACGCCGUGGUGGCGUCGUUCCUGCUGAGAAUUGGCCACCACAAGCGUAAAGUAAUGGAAGAAGGUACUGAA
Aureobasidium vineae is the source of this 1611-nucleotide messenger RNA. NCBI's taxonomy places the organism in Eukaryota, Fungi, Ascomycota, Dothideomycetes, Dothideales, Saccotheciaceae. The record is from the annotation of a GenBank genome assembly.